Messenger RNA from Penicillium brasilianum, 3756 nucleotides. The record is from the annotation of a GenBank genome assembly. Lineage: Eukaryota; Fungi; Ascomycota; Eurotiomycetes; Eurotiales; Aspergillaceae.
AUGAUAUCACCAGCCCACGACCCAACUUUGCGAAUCUUAAGACUUGCACGCAGCUCAAUCGGCACUUUGCCUGUGACGCUUAACGUUGAGGAUGAGAGAAUACGCGACAACAUGACUUUACACAAUCAACUCGAGGACAUCUCGUUCGACUUGACCACGGAACGAGAAUUUUACAGAUAUCUCCCACACGGCCAAGCUUCGUUUCCCUUCGCGCCCUUUGACGAGUCUAGUCGAAAGAAUUUCGUUCCGACACCAUCGCGCGAUCAUGUUUUGACAUCACUCGCCCAAUUGGGCGCCAUGCGGCUCGGCGCGGAGCGCGCAAUCAUCUCGCUAUUCGGACCCACGCAUCAGUACAUCCUGACCGAAGCCACGGGAUCGCCAACGGGCGACGACAUGCGACUAGGAUGUUCCGUUCUGCCAAUAGGGAGUGGCGUGUGCAUCGAGGUUGCCAAAUUGCCCCUCAGAGAGCCAUCGGAUGACCCGUCAAUAAGGGAGGGAGCACUGGUCAUACCGGACGCGCAGACGAGCCCGUACGUCAAGGAGCACAGUUUGGUCAACAGUCUUCUCAAGGCACGGUCUUGCGUCGUGGUGCCCAUAGUGACUCCCCGGGGGAGCACGAUAGGAUCAUUUGGCAUAUUUGAGACGCAGCCGCGUCAAACCGAAAUGGAUCAAUCGUCGAUCGCCUUUAUGAAGCACAUGGCGGCGACGGUAAUGGACCACUUGGAUACCUUACAGUCCAAAUACCAGAAUAACCAAGCGAAGCGCAUGAUUUCUGGUCUGGGCAGCUUUAUGCAAGGCAAGACCACGCUCCGUGAUUCCUGGCUGGAGUCGGAGGAGCAGGCGGCGACCACCGAGCGCACGGGGGAGACGGUUGAGGGACAGUUGAAUCGACACGAGCAGAAUCUUCAGGAAAUACGCAGUCAGACAAGACAGCUUGCGCAUCGUCCGAAGAAGCAGGUGGCAAGUUCCAAAGACGACGAAUCCACCGACCAUCACAAAAAGAGGGAAUCAACCCAAUCCUCGGUGAACGGCAACAAACUCCUGGACGACGGUAGUUCGGCUGCGCUCCGGCGUAUCUUCUUCCGGGCCGCGAAUUUGAUUCGGGAGUCGAUCGAAGUGGAGGGAGUCGUCUUCCUCGACGCGAGAAUCGAGUCUUUUGGAGGUCUGGUCGGGUACGAAGCUACGGGCGAGAGGACAGGGUCGACGAGUGAAGAUAGCACCGAUUCGGGCAGCGGCGACUCUGCGUCCGUGCCUAUAUCCCACCCAACAUUUCAAAAUUUUGAGGACGAUACCAAAACCUGCCGGAUUCUAGGCUCUUCGACCACUCGGCCUUCGACCAGAAAUGAUUGCAACGAUUGUCCGAUACAAAACGACUACGCCGUGCGAGAGAUUGUGCUCAAGGCAAUGAUGAAUCGCUACCCGCGUGGGAAGAUUUUCAACUACACGCAGGAUGGCUCCUUAUCUGAUGACAGUAGCGCCAGCUCCGGGACACAGGGAAAGGAAGUUAGUGGUAAAAGGCGACGGCAAAAGCAGGAUGCAGACGAGCUGAAUAAAGCACUCGGAGGAGCGCGUAGUAUCGUCUUUCUUCCUCUUUGGGAGCCGCACAAGUCUAGAUGGCUCUCUGGGGCCCUUGUCUGGACUAAUACACCGAAACGUGUUUUUGCGUCCGAGAACGAACUCGCCUAUCUCCGCGCCUUUGGCAAUAGUGUCAUGGCAGAGGUCCAUAGGCUGGAUGUGGAGGUGGCAGAACAGGAAAAUACCAACCUUGUCACCAGCAUAUCGCACGAAUUGCGAAGUCCGCUGCACGGAAUUCUUGGCACCGCAGACAUUCUGAGUGACACUGCGAUGAACGCGCUACAGCAGGGCAUGGUCCAUACCAUCGAGUCCUGUGGCCGAACGUUACUCGACACGAUCAACCAUUUGCUUGACUUGACUUAUGUGGACAAGUUCAAGCAAGACCCUAAAUUGAAGAAAAAGCACCGUCGCGGUACCGUCUCGGAAUCCUCAGCUCCAGAGCGGGCGACACCCGAGCGUAACUGGCCACGCGGCAUUGAGAGCGCGUCCGAGGAAGUCCAGCUAGACUCUGUGCUCGAGGAAGUCGUGGAGAGUGUUUUUGCCGGCCACAGCUUUUACCAUCACCCUCGCGUCCAGCAUCGAAAUGCUAAUGCAGAAGCGUCGCAGGCGACCGAACAGCCGAAGCAAGUGACCAUCAUCUUUGAUAUCCAGGAGGCCGCCGAAUGGAAAUUCUUCACACAGGCCGGAUGCUGGCGCCGCAUCUUAAUGAACGUCUUCAGCAAUGCACUAAAGUACACCACGCAAGGCUUUAUUUACCUGCGGCUGACGGUCACCAAAAUUUCCCAACCGGAGAGCAAAGACUCCGACACGUCAACAGACCCCAGUGACCAAUAUCUGGUCACUCUCAGUGUCAAAGACACCGGGCAGGGCAUCAGCAGCAACUUCCUACAAAACGGGCUGUUCACUGCGUUCUCGCAAGAAGACGCACUCGCGCCUGGGAGCGGACUCGGACUGAGCAUUGUGCAAAAAGCACUUCAUUCGCUGAACGGUUCGAUCGAAGUCAAAUCCGAGAAGAAUCGCGGUACCGAAAUAUCCAUCCAGGUGCCGCUCAAACCGGUCCUGGCGUCAGACACGUCCGAUGGGUCAUCUUCGAAUGCGGCGUACAGCCUUGUCCGGGAAGAAGCGAACGGAAAAUCCGUCGGCUUACUGGGAUUCGGUUCUUCCGUCGCAUCAGAUCGGGAUGCCUCGCUGUAUAAUGCGUUGAAGAGUGUGUGCGAGGACUGGUUCCAUCUCACCGUCAAACCAGUCUCUCUGGACGGCGACCGCACUCCUUGUGACUUCUACCUCAUGGUUCACACUAAUCUGGACGGAGCAGAUGCUGCAGGAAAUCAGCCUUUCAACAUCAACGACCUAGAGGGUAUAUCACCACUCAUUGUUAUUUGCCAAUCUCCACAGACUGCACACAACAUGUUCGCUCGCACAAUGACCCUGAGGCGCGACCGGGGCGCUAUUAUUGAGUUCAUCAGCCAGCCCUGCGGGCCGCGCAAGCUAGCGAAAACAUUGGAGCUGUGUAUUCGCCAACUCCAUGGAGAAGGUACACAACGAGAAGAAGAGACUCGCUGGGUCGAAAUGCCCGAAUCCUCGCGUCUGCCACUGGAUAUCGACACGAGAGACGCGCCAGGGGAAAGGAUGAAGAUUAGCAAACGACCUACCACGGAUACAUUUGAAAGUCAGGAAGGGGGAGACUUUGGCAACUCCAAUGGAGGCCCACCCUCGGAACAAACACAAUUGGAACAAAAUUCCCCUACAAAGGAGGAGAGCGCUACGGAGCAUAACAAACCCUGUGCACUCCUCGUCGAGGAUAACCCUGUGAAUCUUCAGAUUCUCACGACCUACGUGACAAAGGAAGGCUGGAGUUAUGAGACUGCGAACAACGGAUUAGAAGCAGUUGAGCAAUUCCGCUCGAACCCGGGCAAGUUCGUCCUCGUCAUCAUAGAUAUCUCAAUGCCGGUCAUGAACGGCUUUGAAGCCAGCCGCACGAUCCGCCAAUUCGAGCGAACCCAUUAUGACAAGAACCCCUCUGAAACGCCACCAUGGUACCCUACGGCAAUCAUCGCGUUGACCGGCCUGGACAGUCCGGCCGCGCAGCAAGAGGCCUUUGCGUCUGGGAUAGACACGUUUCUCACCAAGCCGAUCAAGCGCCAUGCAAUACGAGCUCUGCUGGAGCGGUAUAAGCCGUGA